This is a messenger RNA of Arachis ipaensis, 2129 nucleotides long. Lineage: Eukaryota; Viridiplantae; Streptophyta; Magnoliopsida; Fabales; Fabaceae. The record is from RefSeq and is a predicted model, not a curated record.
GACCUACCAGGCUACCAAGUACCAACUGUUCUUAGCGCGAAGAAAAUAAAAAUAGAAAAAAAAAUGAAAAAGAUAAACACCAAUUAACCAAAUCACGAAAAUAAACAUUAAAACGGCACCGGAUAGAGGCAUCACUAGUUCACUACCACCAAAAGACGCUUCAAUACCUCAAUUUCCGUUUUCAGGCAUCACUCACAAACAAUUUUCUUUCAAAUUUUAUCGAUUCUUUCUCUCUUCUCUGUAACACUACCACAAAGCAAUUUCAACACGUCCUGAGUCGACUCACCGAGUCACCUAUUCCGGGAAUCACAGCAGAAGAAACGCAACGAACGCAUGGCGGCGAUACCGUCGUCGAACCGUUCCCCCGACGACUUCACCGUCGAUCAAACGCCGCUAAUCGCGAACUCUAACGGCGGCGGUGGUGGAGGCACCUACGACGAAUCGAACUCCGGCCGCAGAUUUGUUCGGCGGCAGAGCCUCCGCCAGGCUGCGCGGUUUCUCCGGCAGGGGAGCGGGCGUAGGUCGAUGCGGGAGCCGUCGAUGGUGGUGAGGGAGACGGCGGCGGCGCAGCUGGAGGAGCGGCAGAGCGAUUGGGCGUACUCGAAGCCGGUGGUGGUGCUCGACGUCCUCUGGAACUUCGCGUUCGUGGUGGCAGGCGCUACUGUGCUAGUCCUGAGCCGGAACGAGUCGCCGAACGUGCCGCUGAGGUUGUGGAUCUUAGGGUACGCGGCGAGCAGCAGCAGCAGAGCACGAGCGACGUCGUUCAAGGUGUUAAUGGAGUUGGCGUUGGGGGGAGUGGAGAUUUAAGCUCCGGUUCCAUGGAAGGUUCUGGACACUAUUUGACAUUGGCUCAAUUCGAUGAGGACGGCACAAGCAUGCCAAAGCAUUUGGAAUCAGCCAACACAAUGUUUUCCUUUAUUUGGUGGGUUGUCGGGUUCUAUUGGGUAUCAGCUAGUGGUCAAGACUUAGCCCAAGAGGCUCCUCUGCUUUAUUGGUUAUGUAUAGUCUUCCUGGGUUUCGAUGUUUUCUUUGUCGUUUUCUGCAUUGCACUGGCAUGCAUCAUUGGUAUUGCUGUUUGCUGUUGUCUUCCGUGCAUCAUUGCACUUCUAUAUGCAGUUGCAGACCAGGAAGGGGCAUCUAAAGAAGAUAUUGAGCAGUUGUCGAAAUUCAAAUUCCAAAGGAAUGAAAAUAAUGAGAAACUCACUGAUAAUACACAAGUAUCUGCUGGGGGAGUUCUUUCUGACGAGGAUGCGGAAUGUUGCAUCUGCCUUUCUGCAUAUGAGGAUGGUGUUGAUCUAAGACAACUUCCCUGUGGUCACCAUUUUCACUGUGCUUGUGUGGACAAAUGGCUAUACAUUAAUGCUACCUGCCCCCUCUGCAAGUAUAAUAUCCUAAAAAGUAGCAGAAGUGCUCAAGAGGAAGUGUAGAACAUGUCGGAGAAGUUUCUAGAAGCUAUUUGGAGAAUUUGCAUAGGCCUUUGGGUUGCAGUAUAAUAGGCACGGUAUGCUAAUAUAUACAUACACAGUUGCUGCUACUGCUGCUGCUGCUGCUGUGUGCUUGUGCAUCUUCUAGUGAUAGUUAUUUAAAAUAUUCUUCCUUAUAGUAGCUUCUAAUUGCUUGUGUAUAUCAGCUUUGUUCAUUGUAUGCCUGGCAAUAAAUUACAUGGAGGCAAUUUGGUUGUCAUUUUUUCUUUCGACAUCAUUAUUAUUGUCAAGUCUGUAAGCGGCCAUGGAUGGUGGCAUUAUGUUCAUCAUCAUCAUCCAACCUGCCUCCAUGUGCGUCUCUGUUAGCGAGUUUCUUAAAUUGAAAUGAAAGCUUAGUUUGUUACAGACAGUUGUUAGCUAUCUGCCAAUAGUUAGAUAGGUUGCUGAAUGCUGAUAAAUGCAGUAUGAGACUCAAAUCAAUGAGUGGCUGCACGCCGAAUCCCAGGAAGAGCAUCAAAGCUGGCAGCUACAAGGUUGAAGGAUUUGUAUGCAUGAGAUACAUCUGAUUCUGAAGUUUGGUGGCGUGAUGGGAGUUUCAUACAUUCCAAAUGAAUUCCACCCAAGGGAUCUAUGUCCGAUGAACAUUGGACUUAGUUCAAUGUAGUUGGGCUUUCAUAUGAUCGAUAAUUUAAUUGUGGAUAUUGC